Messenger RNA from Lottia gigantea (owl limpet), 1383 nucleotides. RefSeq lists its product as hypothetical. The record is from RefSeq and is a predicted model, not a curated record. The transcript has 14 exons. The annotation marks the transcript as partial. NCBI's taxonomy places the organism in Eukaryota, Metazoa, Mollusca, Gastropoda, Lottiidae.
GAAUAUCAAGAUAUUUUUGAAUUUCCAUAUUUCAACAUCAUUCAGUCUAUGGUAUUUGAUGAUAUCCAUAUAUUAAAUGACAGUAAUCGAGGAGCGACAGUCGAGGCUGUACUCAGUAGAAUGAAGACCUUGAUAAUCUCAGAUAAAAACUCUGAUAAAAUUCCCAUGAGAUUUGUAGCUGUUUCUGCCACCAUACCCAAUAUUCAAGAUCUAGCUGAAUGGUUAGGAAGAUCUAAUGUACCAGCUCUGAGUUAUAAACUAGAAGAGAAAUAUCGUCCAGUAAAACUACAGAAGAUAGUGUUGGGAUACCAUCAUAAAGAGGGAGAAUCAGAGUUUAAAUUUGAUAUUAAUCUGAAUUAUAAAUUGAAGAAUAUUAUAGAUACCUAUUCUAAUGGCAGACCUACAUUAGUGUUUGAUUCUACAGCCACAGCGGUUAUUAUGACUAAAACAUCUUCCAAGUCUAAAUAUGAAUCAGUUGUUAAUGGUACUCAGACUAUUGAAAGCAGCUUACAUAAGAAUUUAAUAGAACAUCUGAAUGCUGAGAUAGUUCUACAUACUAUAACUGAUAUGGGACUAGCUGUAGAAUGGAUAAGACAUACAUUUCUUUACGUUAGAAUCAUGAAAAACCCCAGCCAUUAUGAGUUAUGUUUAAAAAGUAUCAACUCACUGGCAGCAUUAAACCUUGUGAAACUGAAUGAAGAAACACUAGAAAUAGAAUCUACAGAGACUGGUCGACUAAUGGCGAGAUAUUGUAUAGCCUUCGACACCAUGACUAAAUUCCAUGAUAUAAAGGGAGACGAGAAUAUUGAACAAUUGUUAACCAUUACGACCACCUGUCAAGAAUUUCAAGAUGUAACAUUACGACAAACAGAAAAAACAGCAUUGAAUCAGUUGAAUAAAGAUAAACAAAAGGAAUGUAUCAGGUAUCCUAUGCAGGGCAAGAUUAAGAAUAAACAGAUGAAAGUAAAUUGCCUUGUACAAGCAUCGUUUGGUUGUCUACCAAUACACGACUAUUCUUUGACUAAUGAUGUCACUAAAAUAUUCAGAGUGGGACAAAGAGUUGUUAAAUGUUUGUUUGAGUUUCUGUGGCAGAGGAAGGAAUAUAAAGCUCUAGUUUCAGCCAUUCAGUUGUCUAAAUGUUUUAAACAGAGAUUAUGGGAAGAUUCUAAAUAUGUCACAAAACAACUAGAAAAGAUAGGGACGACUAUAUCUCUGGCACUAGCUACAGCAGGUCUCACUACCUUCCAUAAGCUCAGUCAGACUAAUCCACGAGAAAUAGAACUUAUAGCCAAUCGUCAUCCACCAUUUGGUAACCAAGUGAAAGAGGCUGUUGCUAGUUUACCUAAAUACCAGUUGGCUAUUGAACAGGUAAUACAACAAUAA